Molecule: messenger RNA, 630 nt
Organism: Paramecium tetraurelia
Lineage: Eukaryota; Ciliophora; Oligohymenophorea; Peniculida; Parameciidae
Exons: 3
Source: RefSeq, a predicted model, not a curated record
AUGUAAUUAGAGAAAUCAAUUCGGAAACAAUUAAUCUUGCCCAAGGUUGAGGGUUGCAUUAAAUUAGAAAUCGACACUCAAUUGGAUUCUCCAAAACAAAGGGAUUGGGCCUAUACAGCGAGAUCAGGAGGAUCUAAUGGAAUCGGUAGUAGUAAUGCGAUCACCACGAUCACGAUUUCUUCAGGCAGGAGAAUACAAUUGUAUACUCCGAUGUAAGAAAGCAAGAGAGCUUAGAGAUUAAAGAAUAUUCCUUAUGAGUUAUAAUAUUUCCAAACUAGUUUACCAACAAAAAGCUUUAAAUCUAGUCAUCUUAUGAAUGAAGAAUUGCUUAAAAAGCCAAAAGAAUAAAUUGAAAAUAAAUAGAGAUGGCAGUUGCAUUCUCACUUUAAUAAGAUGAAUCUAGCUUUAACUGAGUAUCAGAUCAAAAGAUUUGAAAGAUGUUUAAAAAAAACUGAAUCGACAUACGAUGUGAAUACAAUAAAGAAACUAAAUGAGGAAAACAUAGAGAAGGAAAAACAAAAAAGAAACACACAAUAUAAACAAGCUACUCAAGAUCUAAUAAACUCUUUUACAAAAAAAUUCAACAUCAAAGCAUUAUAUAAUGAUCUUUAAACAAACUAAUAAUAAUGA